AUGGCCCAGAAUUAUGCCGCCUCGAAGAAGCGGCGUCGCGAGCCAUUCAACGUCGACACCAAGUUGGUCGAGAUAUAUGAGGAUCUCGCCAGCGAGAAGGACGAGAUUCGGUUGAAGUCCGCACAGGCUCUGGUGUCGCAGUUCACUCCCGACAAGAACCCGACCGAUGAGCAGAUCCGAAAGGCCUUGCAGAGGCUCUUCCGCGGUCUCUGUAGUAGCCGCAAAGCUGCCCGGAUUGGCUUUUCGAUCGCCUUGACCGAGAUCCUCACGCAGGUCCUUGGAUCCCCCCGAGAUUCGUCGGAAAUCACGGUGUCGAAGGUCAUGUCCAUCUGGGAGUCGCAAUCGAGCUCCUCGGGUAGUGAGUCGGGUCAGGAACAACGAGACCACCAUUUCGGACGUCUCUUUGGAGCGGAAGCUAUCAUCAAGUCUUCCAUUCUGUUCAAGUCUGAGGCACCGUUCAGUGAGUGGACUAAACUCUUGGACCUGGUCUAUGACCUGUCCAAGAAGAAGCCAUGGAUCAGGGAAGAGUGCGGCUGGAUCGUCUAUCGCUGUAUCUAUGAGCUUUCGACCCAGAAGGCGGACGCCAAGUUCGUGGAAUCUGCGUUGGAACAGUUGUGCUCGAACGACCUGGCAAAGACGCCUGAGGGUGUUUCCAUCUGGCUGGCAGCCAAGGAACUGUUCCCGACUGCCAGCUUCCCCAGUAAAGUGUGGAAGCAUGAUGACCCGUUGGACGCGCGGGAGAGGAACAGUCUUGCCAAGGUCAUGAGGGACUCUUCGUCCUCCGAAACCGAGAACGACGACAAUGCCAACGCCACUAAAUCCUCUGGAGUCUGGAACUCCAAGCUUCACUUUGCCUGGGAGGCUGUGAUCUCUAGAUUCAGCGCUGCUCCUGUGAAGGAGAAGUCUAAAAGCAAGAGCUCUGGCUCGUCCCGUUUGAGCUUCAUUGAUUUCUGGACUGAAGUUGUUGACAACGGACUCUUCGCUGCUGCUUCCUCGGAAGAACGCAAGUAUUGGGGUUUCCUUCUUUUCAACAAGGUCCUCAACGAGGCCCCCUUGCACCUGGCUUCUCAGAUCUUCACCAAGAAUCUUGUCAGAUGCCUCAUGAACCAGCUCGCCGUCGACGACCGCUAUCUUCACAAGAUGGCCGCCAAAUCGGCAAAGACCAUCCAGACCCGCGUGGCGAAAGAGCCCGAGUUCGCCGGCGCCUCCGUCAUCGGCUUGAUGGGCACAGCCGGAUCCGUCAACUUCGACCAAGUGACCAAGACGAAAACUGUGGAGAAGAUCGUGUCCGAGGCCAACUUGGACGCACUCAAGCAGAUCGUGCCCCUUUUCUCCAAGCUGGUUGCCAGCCCCGGAACGGAUGACAGCAAGACGGCCGCCUCUACUCGCCAGAUCCUGGCCGGACUGCUCCUGGCCAUCGUGAGGUCUCAAGCCUCGACGAGCGGGGAUUCUCAUGAUGAAGCCGAGUCUUUGCUGGAGCAUAUCCUGUUCACUUUUGUUCAGUUUGCCUACUUCACCGAGGGCGAGGAGAAGAAGGCUGCCGCGCAGCCAGCCCUCACGCAACAAACGCAGGAGCUGUUCCGGAGCAGGAUCACGUCCUGCCUCAACAGCCUGAUCGCCUCGCAGAAACACGCAGCUACCCUGCCCUACGCCGUGGUUCGCAAAAUCCGCGAUGCAGUCAAGUCUGGGGAAUACGGCAAGUUCAUUAUCAACAUGGAUGACACGCUAAACGAAUCGGUAAAGACCUCAUUCAAGUCUCUGAAGAAACUCUCAAACACGGAGAAGCACAAGAACGCCGCUGGCGUCGACGCCUUCAAACUGCUCUACUCCAUGACCAUCCUGCAGGUCUACAACGGCGACGCCGAUGCCGUAUCCAUGCUCGACGAGCUCGACUUCUGCUACACCAAGAUCUUCGGCGACAAGAAGUCCAAGAAGGAAGAGGCGUCGGAUGCAUCGGACGCGCUGGUGGAAAUUCUGCUAAGUUUCGCGUCCAAGCUCUCGCAGCUGUUCCGUCGCAUGAGCGAGCAGGUAUUCAAUGCUUUCGCGAACCAGGUCACUGAGAAUGGUCUGGAGUCUUUGAUCUCUAUCCUCGAAGCGAAGGAAAGUCUUGCCGGUCAGCAGGAGAUGUUCGACCAGCAAGACGACGACGAAGAAGGCGACGAGGAGAUGAUGGACGUGGACGGCUCAGAUGACGAGAUGGACAGCGACGUAGAAGUCGUCGACGCCGAGGGCUCCGACAACGAAGACGGUUCCGAAUCCGAAUCCGAAGACAACGGCGCCGGCGACGAGGAUGACGCAGAGACCGUCGCCUUCGAAGCCAAGCUAGCCGAAGCGCUAGGCACACACCGCGGCGACCAAGACCUCGACGCCGAGUCCUCCGAUUCGGACGCCGACAUGAACGACGACGAAAUGGAGCAGGUCGACGACGCACUGGUCAAAGUGUUCAAGGCGCGCCGGGACGCCCUGGGCCAGAAGAAGGACAAGAAGGACGCGCGCGAGAACAUGGUCAACUUCAAGAACCGCGUGCUCGACCUCCUGGAGAUCUACGUUAAGAAAUGCCACUCGAGCAUCCUGGCGCUGGAUCUCAUUCUGCCAUUGCUCCGUCUGACCCGUCGGUCGACCGUUAAGCAGGUGUCGAACAAGGCGAACGCCGUGCUGCGUGAAUACACCAAGCUGUGCAAGGGUUCGUCGCUGCCCGCUAUUGAGGAGACCGAGCCUGUUUGGGAGCUGCUGAAGUCGAUCCAUACUGAGGCGACGCGGAGUGGACCCCCUGCGCAUGCGUCUGGUUGCAGCCAGGCCAGUCUGUUGGUGGUCAAGGUGCUCGUGGCGCAGGAUAAGGAGGCGGUGGCAGGCGUGGUGGAUGUGUAUGCUGCUACGCGCAAGCAACAGCUUCUGAGCAAGAAGUGCCAUGUUCAGCCGUCGUUGUUUACGGACUGGAAUAACUGGUGUGUUUCGGCCAGCAAGCAGAUGAAGAACUAG
This is a messenger RNA of Aspergillus melleus, 2979 nucleotides long. RefSeq names its product DNA-directed DNA polymerase POL5 (gene POL5). The transcript is spliced from 5 exons. Gene Ontology annotation, molecular function: rDNA binding; transcription factor binding. Lineage: Eukaryota; Fungi; Ascomycota; Eurotiomycetes; Eurotiales; Aspergillaceae. The record is from RefSeq and is a predicted model, not a curated record. Gene Ontology annotation, cellular component: nucleolus. Bases 1 to 2979 code for a protein of 992 amino acids. Gene Ontology annotation, biological process: regulation of DNA-templated transcription.